Centropristis striata (black sea bass) is the source of this 3482-nucleotide messenger RNA. Its product is annotated as protocadherin gamma-A2-like. Gene Ontology annotation, cellular component: plasma membrane. The transcript has a single exon. The coding region runs from base 958 to 3357 and encodes 799 amino acids. NCBI's taxonomy places the organism in Eukaryota, Metazoa, Chordata, Actinopteri, Perciformes, Serranidae. The record is from RefSeq and is a predicted model, not a curated record. Gene Ontology annotation, biological process: homophilic cell-cell adhesion. Gene Ontology annotation, molecular function: calcium ion binding.
AUUUUAAACACUUCAUAUGUGUUUGAAUGUGUGUGUCUGUUUAAGUUUGUAGGGUUUUUUAUUUUUUCCACAAUUUACAUUUUAAAUGUGUUUGUUGCUCCUUUGUAUUUGGCAAUCUUGCUUUGAAUCAUUAAUCUUGAUCAAACAUGAGUUUUGGUGACUUUAUUUGAAUAUUCAUCUGGCUUUGUUGGUAUGUAAUUAUUGUGAAGAUUGAGCAAAUAGUACAGUCAUUUGUCCAGUGCUCACUAUACACGUUUUUUAAUCAACAUAGUUUUAUCUGCAUGAAAGGACUUGUUAUGGGAAGUUGUGUUCACUUUCAUGGUUUCAGAACCUUGGACAGCAACUUUUUAGAUUCAGCUUUCCCCCUCCAUUUCCCAUUUAAAAGAAUAUUUCUUGAAUAUUUUUGCUAGUAAUUUUUUAUUAUAUCAAAUCUGUACCACUUUUUUUUCUUUUAAAACUCUUAGGAAUGUGUGUUUUUCAUGUUUUAAUGGAGAUAUUAUUAUGGCUGAAGGUAAAAACAAUAGUUUGAAAUCAUAAACCUUCAACCGUUUUUCAGUGAGAGGUGGAUAUUGUUGUUUUCUCGGCUUUUUUACUAUCUUACUUAAAGUUACACUUCUCAGUAAGUCUGCUGGGCUGAUCAGUUCAUGCUGUUUUCCUGCAGUUUUGUAAUAUGAACUCUUAGGGCCGCUGUUGACCAGAGUGUGCAUGACAGAGAGUAGAGCUGUAGCAGCACCUCCCAUGUAACACCGCCAUAAUGAAGAGAGAGCACGACGGUAAAGAACGCACUUUCGGGAUAUGUAGAAUAUCUGAUCACAGACACGACGACCACGGAUACUGAUUUUUUCUUCAGUGGAUUAUAGAGGUGCGACAUUGAUGUUUGACACUGGAAUUGAUUCCAGUUUGUUGGAUAUAUAAGCGGACUUUGGAUCGUUGCUGAGAAAAUACACCGCUAGAACAAUGAAAGGACACGCUCUGUUGUUCAUCUGUCUCCUUUCGCUGGGCUUGGCAAAUGGGCAGGUCAGCUACACUAUUCCGGAGGAAAUGGCUAAAGGCUCUUUAGUUGGUAAUAUAGCACAAGAUUUAGGGUUAGAAACCAAACGUUUAACUUCUGGUAAAGCUCGAAUCUAUACCCGAGACAGCGAUGAGUACAUCGAGCUGAACAGAGAGAGAGGAGUCCUCCUUGUUAAACAGAGAAUCGACAGAGAGGCGCUCUGCAAACAGACGACGCCUUGUGCUUUACAUUUCCAGGUUAUUUUGGAGAGUCCUAUGGAAUUUUACACUGUUACAGUUCAGAUCACAGAUAUCAAUGAUAAUGCACCAACCUUUGAAGAAGGGGAAAUCAAAUUUAAAAUAAGCGAGUCAGCGAUAAUCGGGGCAAAAUUUGUACUGGAGAGGGCUGAGGAUCUUGAUGUUGGAAUGAAUGAUCUUCAAAACUACGAAUUAAAACCAACUGAUAAUUUUGCUCUGAAACUGCACGAUAACGCUGACGGUAAUAAAAACGUUGAGAUGGUUUUACAGAAGCCUUUAGACAGAGAGAAACAAGAGCAGAUAAAUCUGGUGUUAACUGCUGUAGAUGGAGGAGAGCCGCAGAUGUCAGGAACAAUGCUGAUUGUUAUUACAGUUUUAGACGCUAAUGAUAAUGCCCCUGUUUUUACACAGUCCACAUACAAGGCUGCAGUUACUGAGAACUCACCUAAAGGCACCGUUGUUGCCACUGUUUCAGCCUCAGAUGCAGAUCAGGGUUCAAACGGUAAAAUUACCUAUUCAAUCACAAACACAUUUGAUGAUGUGAGGAAAGUGUUUAAGAUAAACGGUGAAAAUGGCGAAGUUAGUUUGGUUGGAAAUAUUGACUUCGAGGAGUCGCGAAAUUUUCGGAUAAACAUACGUGCUAGUGACGAUGGAGGACUCACAGAUUCUUGUAAAUUAAUUGUUGAUGUACAAGAUGUAAAUGAUAAUAAGCCUGAAAUUAAUAUAAUGUCAAAGUCAAAUGUAAUAUCAGAGGAUGCCAAAGUUAAUACUGUGGUUACAAUGAUAAAUAUUGAGGACAGGGACACUGCAGAAAAUGGAAAAGUGCAGUGUUUUAUUGGCGAAAAUGUACCGUUCAUUUUGAAGACAUCAACAAAUAAUUUCUAUAGUUUAGUGACAGACAGUGAUUUAGACAGAGAGAUCGCUUCUCAGUAUAAUAUAACAGUGACCUGCUCUGAUGAGGGAGUGCCCUCCCUCUCCAGCAGCGUCACUCUCACCUUACAGAUCUCUGAUGUGAAUGAUAACGCGCCUGUCUUUGAGAGGAGCUCAUAUGAGGCCUACAUUGUAGAAAACAACACACCAGGCCUCUCUAUAUUCACAGUGAGUGCCAGAGACGCUGACUGGAACCAGAAUGCCCGUGUUUCUUACAUACUGGAGGACUCCUCUGUUAACGGAGUGCCAGUCUCCUCAUAUGUGUCCGUUAGUGCUGAUAGUGGAGUCAUCCAUGCAGUGCGCUCUUUUGACUACGAGCAGAUCAAAGACUUCCAGUUCCGCGUCAAAGCUCAGGAUGGAGGCUCCCCUCCACUCAGUAGCAAUGUGACUGUGAAACUAAUGAUCCAGGACCAGAACGACAACCCUCCUCAGGUCCUGUACCCAGUCCAGACUGGAGGCUCUCUGGUGGCUGAAAUGGUGCCUCGUUCAGCAGAUGUGGGCUAUCUGGUGACUAAAGUGGUGGCUGUUGAUGUGGACUCUGGACAGAAUGCCUGGCUCUCCUAUAAACUGCAGAAAGCCACAGACAGGGCGCUGUUUGAAGUGGGCUUACAGAAUGGAGAAAUAAGAACUAUCCGCCAAGUGACUGAUAAAGAUGCUGUGAAACAAAGACUGAGUGUUAUAGUGGAGGACAACGGGCAGCCCUCUCGUUCAGCUACAGUCAUUGUUAACGUGGCGGUGGCGGACAGCUUCCCUGAAGUGCUGUCUGAGUUCACUGACUUUACACACGACAAGGAGUACAAUGACAACCUGACUUUUUACUUAGUGUUGGCUUUGGCUGUAGUCUCCUUCCUCUUCAUCACGUGUUUAGUGGUUAUUAUCUCAGUGAAAAUCUACAGAUGGAGACAGUCUCGCAUCCUGUAUCACUCCAGCCUGCCUGUGAUUCCAUAUUAUCCACCACGUUACUCAGACACUUUGGGGACAGGGACUCUCCAACACGUGUACAAUUACGAGGUGUGCAGGACGACUGACUCCAGAAAGAGUGACUGUAAGUUCGGCAGAGCCGGUAGUCAGAACGUGCUGAUAAUGGACCCCAGUUCUACAGGGACGAUGCAGCGGAUACAGAGUGAGAAGAGCAUCCUGGAUGAACCAGACUCUCCUCUAGAGGUUAGAUUGCUUUAAUACAGAUUCAGUGUAUUUUUUUAAUAUAUAUAUAUAUUUUUAAAUGUGAUCAAUGUUACACAACUUUAGUAGCAGUCAGAAGCAUAAACUUUCCGAGACAUUUAUUGAGGGACAGAGUUAAGUAG